Molecule: messenger RNA, 2442 nt
Organism: Adineta ricciae
Lineage: Eukaryota; Metazoa; Rotifera; Eurotatoria; Adinetida; Adinetidae
Source: the annotation of a GenBank genome assembly
AUGGGUAAUAUAUUCUCAACGCUUUCGGCUUCAGUCAACGAUGGACCAUUUAUUUUGCGACGAGAUUUACAGCCGAAUGAUGCAGUUAAAAAUUUGGAAAACGUCGCCUUAAUAUGGCUCGAUAGUUACAACAAUAUUUCCUCUCCUAACACUGAAACAACAUUGUCAUUAUUACAGGUGUACACUAAUUUUGUUGUAACGUAUACAGACCCACAGUUAUGCGUUGACUAUAUUAAAUAUAUUGAAAAAGAAAAAGUUGUAUUAGUUGUAUCUGGUGCACUCUGCAGGAACGUAUUACCAGACAUCUGUCAUCUGCCCGCUGUUGAUUCCGUAUUGAUUUAUUGUAAAAAUCGCCAAUUGCAUGAACAGUUACGCCUAGAUUAUGCACCGAAAGUAGCCAAUAUCGUUACUGACCACGAAACAUUAGAAAAAGCACUGAAUCAGCAAUUUGUUUUGUUAUGGAAACAAGCAAUGGUAUAUUCGUUUUUUAAUGAACAACAAAAAUCAACAAAGGAAUUAACAAAAGAUGCCGCUGCUUUUCUUUGGGCGCAAAUGAUGCUCGCCAUUUUAAAACAACUACCACAAACUGCAGAUUCUAAAAAACAACUUUUGAACAAGUGUCGCGAUUAUUAUCGUGGUAACCCAGGGGAGUUAGCAGUGAUCGACGAAUUUCAAAAAGAUUAUCAAGCCAGAGAUGCUGUUGCUUGGUAUACAAAAGAAUGUUUUAUUUAUCGUCUUCUAAAUAAGGCUCUCAGAACUGAAAACAUCGAUGCACUCUAUCUUUUUCGAUUCUAUAUCAUAGAUUUGUGCAAGCAACUGGAGGAAGAAAGUCAAAAGAAUCGGGGCGUCAUGACACUUUAUCGUGGUCAGGUGAUGUCCACUGAAGAAUUGGAUCGAUUAAAACGAAAUGUAGGAACAUUAUUUUCAAUGAAUGGUUUUUUUUCAACAACACGCACACUCAAUGUCGCUAAAAAUUUUCUGGAGAGUUCAAGACGCGACGGACUUCAACCGGUUCUGUUCGAAAUCACCGCUGAUUCCAAUAUAAGACAUGUUGUGUUUGCGGAUAUCGAACAACUUAGUAAUAUCGAUGGUGAAGAUGAAGUAUUGUUCAGCAUUGGCUCUGUAUUUAAAAUUGAAAGUGUUGAAGCUGAUGAAACAUUAAACUGUUCAGUUGUAAAAAUGGUGACCAGCGAUGAAGGAACGAUAAGCGUUCAUGAAUAUAUCGAAACUUUGAAAAAGGAAUACGAAGGUCUUACUAAUGUCAUUCUGUUUGGUCGUCUUUUGACACAAAUGGGAGAAUAUAAUAAGGCCGAAGAUUACUUCAAUUUUUUACUGCAAAAUACACGAACGGACUCUCUUGAAGAGGCGGACAUUCGAGAUGAAAUUGGACACAUUUUUAAUAAUAGAUCCCAAACAGUUUUGGCAAUGGAACAUUACAAGCGAUCACUUGAAAUUCGAGAGAAAUGGGUGCCACACGACGACUUUCGUAUAGGAAGGUCUUCGAAUAACCAAGCAUCAAUAUUUGCCAAAACGAAUGAGAAUGAGAAAGCUCUUCUGUUUUAUUUGAAAGCCUAUGCAAUUAGUGUGAAAAAUCAUCCACAGGGCCAUUUAGAUACCGCGACCGUGUUAUCAAAUAUAGCUGAUGUUUAUGUUAGCAUUAAAGAUUUCGUAACUGGUAUGGAUUUUCAUAUUCAAUCACUUGACAUGCGACUCAGUCUAUUACCUAAAGAACAUUCGACGACUGCAUUAAGUAUUCGAAAAAUAGGUACAGUCUUUUAUCAAGAAAAAGACUAUGAUCGUGCUCGUCAACAGUACAAUUUUGCAUUGAACAUUUAUCAGAAAACCCUGCCGGUUGGUCACCCAUCUAUGAAUGCAUUGUAUUCGGAGAUUGUGAAUGUGCACAUGGCAAAACAAGAACAUACGAUAGCAUUCACUUUUUGUGAAGAAAAAUUAGAUGAACUACGUCAAACUGUUGGAGAAACUCAUGUAAGUGUUGGUAAGAUUCUAUAUCUUAAGGGAACAAUUUAUCAAGAUGAAAAUCAAGAUGAUGAAGCUCUUAUACAAUACGAAUAUGCAUUGAAAAUAUAUGAAAAAUGUAUUCCACCAGAGCAAGAGCAUGUGAAAUCUUGUUGCAACAACAUUGCACAAAUAAACUAUCGAAAGAAUAAUUUUAUAGAAGCCUUAGAAUUGUAUAAAAAAGCGUUGGAAAUUGCUCGCAAAAUCUAUUUACCCGUACAUCCAGAAAUUGCUAAUAUGCUAAUGAAUAUUGGUUCAAUUUAUUUAAAAAUUGAGAAUUAUGAAGAAUCAAUAAGCCAUUUAAAAGAUGCAUUGGGAAUAUUUCAUAAGAAACUUAUUCCUGUACAAAUAGAAAUGCAAACUACCCAAGCACUAAUCAACGAAGCACGCAUUCUUAGUAUUAAUAAAAAAUGUUUUGACCAAUAA